This is a messenger RNA of Nezara viridula (southern green stink bug), 411 nucleotides long. The record is from the annotation of a GenBank genome assembly. Lineage: Eukaryota; Metazoa; Arthropoda; Insecta; Hemiptera; Pentatomidae.
AUGUCGGCUUAUGACCGAAAUCUACCGCUGGUGUACUUUCUUCAGGCUCAAAUGAAAUUUCUCGGAAGAAGACACGAAUGUACGAUUUGUGCUAUUGAGAGAGUGCAAAGAGCUGAAUUACGUCUCUUAUGUGAAACUACUUCGAUCUCACCUUCCUUCGACUCUUCUGUUACAACACAAUGUCUUUUCGAGUUUGAGUGGCUUCGAGGGAAAGGGUCGGUUUGGGGAGAAGAAAAUCCGGGAAAAGGAGAAAGAUACUGGGAUGAAGCGUUCCGGUUGGAGGUUGAGGACUUGAAGGACGUUGAUGACUAUGGACUCCUUCUCUGUAUGGGCCGAGUACCGAAGAGUCAGAUUCGGGUCCUUUCAAUCAUCCCGCAAGAGCGAGGGCAGCUCUCUGCUCGCGAGGGAUGA